Molecule: messenger RNA, 2688 nt
Organism: Condylostylus longicornis
Lineage: Eukaryota; Metazoa; Arthropoda; Insecta; Diptera; Dolichopodidae
Gene: Sf3b2
Product: splicing factor 3B subunit 2
Exons: 4
Coding region: 136-2577 (813 amino acids)
Biological process (GO): mRNA splicing, via spliceosome
Cellular component (GO): U12-type spliceosomal complex; precatalytic spliceosome; nucleus
Source: RefSeq, a predicted model, not a curated record
AACAGAAGCAGUCACUAGUACUCGGUAUUCGGUAAUAAAUAUAAUAAUUAAUAUUGAACAGAAAACAGCAGCUUUUUAGGCUAUAUUGAUGUAAAAUAUUCUACAAUUUAUACAAUACUAUAAGUUGUACAGCAAAUGGCUGAACCAAGAAAAGUAGUUGAUUAUAAUGACGCGCGUCCAAAAGGAUCACUUAACACACCUCCUCCACCAAUUAGAUUGCCUAAUGCUCCCGUAGCUCCUCCUGUAGGGAUGUCCCUUCCGCCUCCACCAAUUCCUCCACCGGGUCUUCCGCCACCUGGCAUUCCACCACCAGUUAUGCCCCCACCCAUAUUAAACAAAGCCCCUCCCGGGAAUUGGCCAUCAUCAAGGCCCCAACCAAAUCCAAAUGGACAAAAUCAAAUUAGGCAAAAUUCACCACAAUCCAAUUUAGACCAACCAAAGGGGGGACCAAUACCCUUAAUGUCUGUAAAAGUAGCUAAACCAGAUAACAUUGAAAAAAAUUCUGAAAAUUUAGAAGAAAGUGUAAAAGAUGGCGAGAAGAAAGAGGACUCCAAUAAGGAAAGCGAAGAUGAGGAAACAGAUGAAACAAAAGAUCAAAAGGACAAGGAAUUAAUUUUUCCAAAAGCUCUAGAAGAUGCUUUAGCCUUAAAAGAUAUUCGUGCAGCUGAUUAUCAAGAUGGAAGCGAGAUAUUUACUGUAUCAGAAGAGCCUAGCAAACCAUCCGUACCUAGUGGUGUCAUAAGUACAGAUUAUGCAGAUGCCGAAGGAGAUUCUGAUGAGGACGAUGCCCAAUCUGGAGCGAACAAGGAAGCGAAUAAGCCGCAAAAUAAAAAAGAUAAAAGUAAACGUAAAAAAAAGCGAAAAAAGUUGAACAGAAAGGCUAGACAAAACGCUCAGAGAGAGUUUGAUGAAAAGGAUGAUGAACCUUUAGAAAAAAAUAAAGAAAAUGAGGUUUCAAAUAAUAAGGAAAGCAAAAAUGAUGAUGUAGCUAUUGAAUAUGUUCCAGAAAGGAUAACUGUUGCUGAUUUGGCACCAAUGUAUCGUCAGUUUUACAGAAUUUUCGAAAUAUUUAAAUUGGAAAACAAACCAAAAUUGCCAGAGAAUGAAAAGACUGGUACGGCAUUAGAACAAAGUCAAGCUGCCGCGAAAAACGUUGAAAAGCUCUUAGAAGAAGAAGAUGAUGACAUGGAAAUUGAGAAAACGGAAGAUAAAGAAAAGUUGUCAAAACGAAAAUUGAAAAAGUUAACCCGUUUAAGUGUAGCUGAAUUAAAACAGCUUGUUGCCAGGCCCGACGUUGUAGAAAUGCACGACGUAACAGCUCGAGAUCCAAAAUUGUUGGUACAAUUGAAAGCGCACAGAAAUACAGUCCAAGUGCCAAGGCAUUGGUGUUUCAAACGUAAAUACUUGCAAGGAAAGAGAGGUAUUGAAAAGCCUCCUUUUGAUCUACCAGCAUUUAUUAAAAAGACUGGCAUAAUGGAAAUGCGUGAGUCGUUACAAGAAAAGGAUGAUUCAAAAACCUUGAAGGCAAAAAUGCGAGAACGUGCACGUCCUAAAAUGGGUAAAAUUGAUAUUGAUUAUCAAAAAUUGCAUGAUGCUUUCUUCAAAUGGCAGACUAAACCGAAAAUGUCCAUUCACGGUGAUUUGUACUAUGAAGGAAAAGAAUAUGAAACUCGUUUAAAAGAGAAAAAACCGGGAGAUCUAUCAGAGGAAUUAAGAAUUGCAUUGGGUAUGCCAGUAGGUCCUAAUUGCCAUAAAAUUCCUCCGCCAUGGUUGAUUGCACAACAACGUUACGGACCACCCCCAAGUUAUCCUAAUUUGAAAAUUCCUGGUUUGAAUGCACCAAUACCAGAAGGUUGCUCAUUUGGUUAUCAUGCAGGCGGUUGGGGUAAGCCUCCUGUUGAUGAAAAUGGUAAACCAUUAUAUGGGGAUGUAUUUGGAACGAACAUUGUCGACUUAGAUAGUGGUAUUGACGAAGGUGAUAUAGAAAGGAAUCAAUGGGGUGAACUUGAAUCAGAAUCAGAAGAAUCUUCUGAAGAAGAGGAAGAAGAAGAAGGUGAAGAUUUAGUUAACGGAGCCGAUGAAACUGGCUUAGUAACACCAGCUGAAGGUUUAGUCACACCAUCCGGAUUGACCAGUAUUCCAGCGGGAAUGGAGACUCCCGAAAAUAUUGAAUUAAGGAAGAAGAAAAUCGAAGCAGAAAUGGAAGAUAACGAAACACCAGUUUUGUAUCAAGUGCUUCCUGAAAAGCAUGGUGAUCGCGUAGGUGCUGCAAUGAUGGGUUCAACUCAUAUCUAUGAUAUUUCGGGUGUUAAUAAAAUGAGAGCCCCUCCACCUCCACCAAUUAGUAGCGGAGAGGGCAUGGUCGAAUUGGCUCUAGAUCCAUCUGAAUUAGAUUUAGACAAUGAUGCUAUGGCUCAACGAUAUGAACAGCAAAUGCGAGAGCAACAAAGUCAUUUACAAAAAGAAGAUUUAUCAGAUAUGUUGGCAGAGCAUGUUGCCCGCCAAAAAUCAAAAAGGAAACGACAGCAAACUGAUACAACUAAAACAAACAAAAAAUACAAAGAAUUCAAAUUUUAAAAAAAAAAUAAAUCAUUUCAAUAAUCCGAUUGUUGAUAUUAUUGUAUGUAUAACUUUAAAAUGAAAAAUAAAUUGUAAGAAAAAAUAAGUAUAAAACAUAAAAGUUAAGAA